Morchella sextelata is the source of this 5658-nucleotide messenger RNA. RefSeq lists its product as uncharacterized. Gene Ontology annotation, cellular component: cytoplasm. The record is from RefSeq and is a predicted model, not a curated record. Gene Ontology annotation, molecular function: protein binding. The transcript is spliced from 2 exons. The coding region runs from base 1 to 5658 and encodes 1885 amino acids. NCBI's taxonomy places the organism in Eukaryota, Fungi, Ascomycota, Pezizomycetes, Pezizales, Morchellaceae. Gene Ontology annotation, biological process: innate immune response.
AUGAGACCACCAUAUAUAGUUUUCCCUCUCGUCAAAUCUAGGAGUAACAUCCUCAUAGGAUUAAACAUUCUUAUUGCUUCUCUAUACAUCCCCGGUUAUGCCCGUGCCGCCUGUACAGGCUCUGCUUGUGAACCAGCAGAAGGGUGGGAUGAUUUCGCCAAUAACCUUGGGAGCGAUUUGGCUCCAUUACUCGCGCUCUUCGGCGAGCAAGUCACCAAACAGUACAUGAGUGAGACGUUGAGUUGGGUUGAUAAUCUAAUAUUUUGUCUUGCUCCUUUGGGUGUCAUCACCGCCAUAGUGUCUGCGAUCCGUGUUGGAGGCAGCCCGAAAUUGAGGUCGUUGGUUGGCAGAGCGAAGGAAAGUCGUGGUGAGGUGGAGGCCGAUUUGAUGUCCUCCACAUCUUCAGAUGUCUGCGAGCUGUGGAACGGUGAAGGCGUCGUUAGGGUUCUUGGCCGCCCAGUCCUGUUACAAUUGGUUUACGAAAAACCAGAUGAGAGUGGUUCGGAACCGGGAGUUGGGAAUCAAAUUUGCACCUUCGUGGAUGCAAUCUAUAGUAGAAAGCUAUACAAGGAAAAAGGGAAAGGGAAAGACACUGAUCAGGACACUAAAGAGUCUCCCGAUCCGGAGAUCGAAGAAUACCGAAAGCGCCAAAAUCCGCCCAACCUCUCACUGAACGUCAGCAUGAUACCUGUACGAAAAUGGGUUUUGAUCCUUUUCGUUGUAAUUGGGGUUAUUCUUCAGGGCGGCGUUCUAGUGUAUGCCGCAAUUACUCAGUACAUUUUGAAAUUAGAAAAGAACGAUGCUCCGCCGAUAGGUUAUGGUUUCCCGCUCUUUCUAGCAGGCACAGUGGUGCUUGCCACUGGAAUGUUUCUGUGCGCGCAGGUUGUGGAGUUGAGCACUGAAGAAAAGGUUUGGGUCCCAGCCGAUGAUAAUAAUAUUGGUGCCUUUGAAAUCAUCUGGCUCCAACAAGGAGGGCAAACUGUCGGCGAUCAACGGUUCGAAUCAUUCGCACGCAAAACUUCCGGCGAAACGAUCAUAACAUCACAUAACAAUUCUAAAGCGAGGUCGAUUCUACCCUUUCUGGUUAUAGUUGGCGUUGGUGCUUCCCUAGUUGGCUUUAUCGCGCAAUUUGUCGCAAUGCGCGCAUUGCACUCAUCAGUAACUGCGGCACAAUUGGGAGCUAUUUUGAUCAUGACUGCUAUACGAUCCUGUGCACACAUCCAGAGAAUGAGCGACAAUGAUAUCAAGAAGCCGGAUGAUGUAGAGGGACAUGAGCUAGACUGGCUCGCAAAGGACUUGAAGCGCUGUAAGACAUGGAUGGUUAUUUCAGGGCCCGAAUCGCCUGGAGUGUCCAUAUCAGAAAAUAAUCCUACAAACAAUACCGCAACAGAAGUCAUGGCUAUCAGAACCGAUCUUGCAAAGUUAUCAAAAAACUGGGAAUUAGAAGACGGAGUCCAGGUUCACAACCUCGAGAAAGCGAUAGAGGCAGCAAUUAACACUAUUUACCUUCAUAUGGUGUUAAUGCCUGAUGAAGACGAAGAUAAAUCGAGUUUCGAGUGGGUUCUCCGGGUGAAGGUAGAAAAGAAGAAGGUAGAAAAGAAGGAGGUGGAGGAGAAGGAGGUGGAGGAGAAGGAGAUGGAGGUGGAGGAGGUGAAGAUGACUAUCGAGAGAAAGAAAGACCAGAACAACAAGUGGAAACCAUGGAAGGUUAAGGAAGGAGAGCUUGAAGCUGUCCUCUGUCUUUGGAUAUCUUCUCUUAUGGAGGAAUCCAGGGAAAGGACCAGGAAAGAAUUAGGUCAAUACUCAAAUGUUCGUUGUUUAUCCGCCGCUUCUUCCGAACAUAUGUUUGACCACAAAAUAUGGAGCUACCGCGGGACGACUCCAGUGAAGAAGCAAUCGCCGGCUGAUAAAAUACGAUACUUUGGACGGACGACUGGCAAAGGAGAUUUUUGGUGUGUCGAUACUGGAUCGGAUCUCAAAACGCUUUGUGUUCAGGAGUUAUACGCAGCGUUCAUGUUUGCGGUGGUGGAACUUAUCAAGGACGUUGGUGGAAAAACCGGACAGCGCACUAUUACUGCUCAACCCAACGAGAAAGAUGCUGAUGUGGAAGGUGAUCUCUGGAAUAAAUGUGUGCUGACAAACACGAACGUCGACUUACUCGCAUCGAGCUUUCAUGAAUCUCAUCUUGGUUCAAUUGAAGAGGCCUACAUGAUCAUCAUUCCUGCGUUACGCGCCGCCAAAAAAUCACUUUCAGUUCAUGAUGUUCACGGACAUCUGAGAAGCGUGGCAACCUUUUUGGAGAGUAAAGGCCGUUUGAACGAAUCACGUCAAAUUGAUAACUAUAUAUAUUCCAAUAUAAGGGCAGCUCCUGAUAGACCGAUUAUCGUGCUCGCGAUGGAUCGACGUCGUUUAGAACGAACUAAAAGGCUUUUGAGGAUACCUCCCAAUCACACUCUUAUUCGGGUAAAAGGUCUGGUGAAUCUAUGCAUUAGUCAAAGGGAACACAAUCCCAAAAUGGACUUCAACGAGAUAUUCCAAGAAACAUUUACGGCCUUGAAGGACUGGAACAUUCAUCAGAGAUCUGGAUUCUGGAUAGUUUUGGAAUUUGCUUGGUUUGCGCUGCAUGAGGGAAAGGAAGACGAGGCUGGAGAGCUUGCAAGGCAAAUAUGGGAUCAAAAUAUCUCAGCUCGUGGCACGAUAUCACCUAAAUUAAAAUUCGAAGCAGCACAAAUUGUAAUAAACGUCCGUCGGAAUAAAGGAACUUUUAUGGGUAUGGAUAACCUGAGUCCAUAUCUUCGACCCCACAACUCGGAACGACACCCUGAUCAUACACGCCGCAAAACUCACAGUACAGAUUCCCUGGACGACGACCAAGUACCUCUUGAUCUUAUGCUAAUAGACCAGUGGAGGACUCCGGUGCAGGCGGCAGCAGGUGCUGGCGGGUCGGAACUUGUGGGAUUACUUUCGAAUCUUGACGCUGAUAUUAAUGCGAAGCCUAUAACUACCUACUUAAAGAUGCAGGGCGAAGGAUAUAAUAGUCUGAACGAAAUUAUAGAUGAUAUUCGGGGGCGAUCUUUUGACAUGUUAAAUGGUGGUUUGGCUAGAGUAAGUAGACGGGUACAGAAAUUCUCGGGAAUGACAGCGCUACAAGCAGCGGCAGAGGGGGGUCAUUCAAAAACAGUGGAUUUACUGUUGAAUAUGAAGGGGGAUGCCAAUGCCCCGGCAGGAGAGUAUGGACGUACAGCACUACAGGCGGCAGCGGGAGCAGGGUAUCUCGACAUAGUAGAGCGACUACUACGGGAGAAGGCAGAUGUCAAUGCCGAGGCAGCAAGAUGGGGCGGACGCACAGCACUGCAGGCGGCAGCGGGAGCAGGAUACCUCAACAUAGUAAAGCGACUGCUAGAGGAGAAGGCAGAUGUCAAUGCCAAGGCAGCACAAGACACCGGACGCACAGCACUGCAGGCGGCAGCGGAAGCAGGACACCUCAACAUAGUAGAGCAACUGCUACAGGAGAACGCAGAUGUCAAUGCCAAUGCAGCACAAGACAAUGGACGCACAGCACUGCAGGCGGCAGCGGGAGCAGGGCACCUCGACAUAGUAAAGCGACUGCUAGAGAAGAAGGCAAAUGUCAAUGCUGAGGCAGCAGAAGACGGCGGACGCACAGCACUGCAGGCGGCGGCGGAGGCAGGACACCUCGACAUAGUAAAGCGACUGCUAGAGGAGAAGGGGGUAUGUGUCAAUGACUAUGCAGCACCAAAGAACGGAUGCACAGCACUGCAGGCGGCAGCAGGAGCAGGGCACCUGGACAUAGUAGACCGACUGCUACAGGAGAAGGUAUUUCUCUAUCCCGAGUCAGGAAAGGAUAGACGCACAGCACUGCAGGCGGCAGCGGGAGCAGGUCAUCUCUAUAUAGUAGAGCGACUGCUAAAGUGUGGGGCAGGCGUGGGUGCCUCGGAAGGAAAGUACGGACCCACAGCACUGCAGGCGGCAGCGGGAGCAGGUCACCUCGACAUAGUAAAGCGACUGCUAGAGGAGAAGGCAUAUGUCAAUGACUAUGCAGCACCAAAGAACGGACGCACGGCACUGCAGGCGGCAGCAGGAGCAGGGCACCUCGACAUAGUAGAGCGACUGCUACAGGUAAAGGCAUACCUCAAUGACGAGGCAGCAGAAGACGGCGGACGCACGGCACUGCAGGCGGCAGCGGAAGCAGGGUACCCUGAUAUAGUAGAGCGACUGCUAGAGGAGAGGGUAGAUGUCAAUGACUAUGCAGCACCAAAGAACGGACGCACAGCACUGCAGGCGGCAGCGGGAGCAGGUCACCUUGAUAUAGUGGAGCGACUGCUACAGGAAAAGGCAGAUGUCAAUGCCGAGGCAGCAAAAGACGGCGGACGCACAGCACUGCAGGCGGCGGCGGAAGCAGGACACCUCGACAUAGUAGAGCGACUGCUACAGGAGAAGGCGGGUGUCGGUGCCGGGGCAGCAAUAGACAACGGACGCACAGCACUGCAGGCGGCAGCGGAAGAAGGUCACCUAGAUAUAGUGGAGCGACUGCUACAGGGGAAUGUCGACAUCAAUGCCCCGGUAGCAAAGGAUGGACAGACAAUACUGCAGGCGGCAGCGGAAGCAGGACACCUUGAUAUAGUAGAGCGACUGCUACAGAAGGGGGCAGACGUGAAUGCCCGGGCAGGAAAGCACGGACGCACAGCACUGCAGAGAGCAGCGGGAACAGGUUACCUGGACAUAGUAGACCGACUGCUACAGGAGAACGCAGAUGUCAAUACCGAGGCAGGAAAGUACGGACGCACAGCACUGCAGGCGGCAGCGGGAGCAGGUCACCUUGAUAUAGUGGAGCGACUGCUACAGGAAAAGGCAGAUGUCAAUGCCGAGGCAGCAGAAGACGGCGGACGCACAGCACUGCAGGCGGCGGCGGAAGCAGGACACCUCGAUAUAGUAAAGCGACUGCUACAGGCCGAGAAUAUAGAUGUUAAUGCCGAGGCAGUAGACGACGGCGGACGCACAGCACUGCAGGCGGCAGCGGAAGCAGGUCAUCUCGAUAUAGUAGAGCGACUGCUACAGGAGAAGGCAUAUGUCAAUGCCGAUGGAGCACCAGACGCCGGACGCACGGCACUGCAGGCGGCAGCAGGAGCAGGUCAUCUCGAUAUAGUAGAGCGACUACUAGAGGAGAAGGCAGAUGUCAAUGCCGAGGCAGCAAUAGACAACGGACGCACAGCACUGCAGGCGGCAGCGGAAGCAGGUCAUCUCGAUAUAGUAGAGCGACUGCUACAGAAGGGCGCAGAUGUCAAUGCCGAUGGAGCAGCAUCUGAGGGCGGACGCACAGCACUGCAGGCGGCAGCAGGAGCAGGUCAUCUCGAUAUAGUAGAGCGACUACUAGAGGAGGAGGCAGAUGUCAAUGCCAAGGCAGGAUUUUACGGCGGACGCACAGCACUGCAGGCGGCAGCGGAAGCAGGACACUUUGAUAUAGUAUUGAAACUGCUAAGGGAGAAAGCAGACGUCAAUGCUCCGGCAUCUGAGCGUUGUGGAUACACAGCACUGCAGGCGGCAGACCAAAAUGGCCACAAGAAAAUAGUAGAGAUGCUAGAGAAAGUCAUAUCCAGAAGAGAUAAGAAGAUGAGGUCAACGCAACCGCAAGAUUCCUGA